AUGCUAACCCGGUUAAAAGAGUUAACAAAGUCCUUUGGGAAUCAUGUUGAGCCUGAAAACACUGAACAGCUGAAAAGGACUAAAGCAGAAGUUGAAAAGAACGUGACAAGGAUCCUAAAGCUAAUCAGGAAUGAAGACCAAGGAAAGAAAGAAGGAAAGCGAAAAGCCCCGGAAAAGGAGAUAGAACUACUUGGAUUGGUUGAGAACUUUCACAGAGAAUACGAGUCACUCUGUGCAUUGUAUGAUCAUCUCAUAGGAGUGUCAGGAAAAACACUAAAUCAUGCAAUCAGCGAGAAGGAAUGUUCUUCCAACUCCAGCUCAGACUCCGAGUAUUACUCGUCGGAGGAAACCGACAUCAAAAAUGGCAAAUUGGAAAGUGAAGCUGCAAGUUUUGAAGCUGCUGAAUUGAAGCAUGAACUGGCCUCUGUAAUUGAACAAAACAAGAAUUUGAAAUCGGAAUAUAAUGAACUGAAGAUUGAAGCAGAUAAGAAAGACAGAGAAAUUUCCGCUCUAGUUAAGGCCGGUGAGGCUAAUGAAACAUGGUCAUUGGCUCGGAUAAAAGAGCUAGAGGGUCAAUUAGCUGGUUUGAAGAUCGAAACCGAAUCUUCGCGAGGCCAGAAGAGAGAUCAAGAACCGGUAAGGGAAGGCAAAGCUGCUGAAGCUAGACAGAUAGGGGAUAAAAGGAAAGGAUGGCGUUCUCGUGUUUUAGAACUCGAAUCGAAAUUGAAGGAUAAAGAAGAUGAGAAUUCUGUUCCGAUGAAAAAACUGAAUGAAAAUGAGAACACUUUUACAACGAAAAUUCAGGAAAUGAUGGGAAAGAUAAGCAGUUUGCAGAUGGAAAUUGGUUCUCUACAUGCUAAAAGUAGUGAACUGGAAGAGAUAUUGGCGUGUGAAAGAGAAAAUAGUUUGUCUCAAAUUAAGGAAUUGAUGGAUCAGAAGACAGGAUUAGAAGUUCAAUUGGAGAUAAAAACCGCAGAGAUUUCGGAUAAUCUGGUUCGGAUAGAGUCUCUUAAUGACGAAUUGGCAAGAAAGGUCUUGGUUGAGAAGAAAAUGGCGGGAGAAGAUCAAAUGCAAUUGAACUCUCUAAGUAAGCAAAAAGAUGAAAGAAGAAUUGUGGAAAAGAAGAUGGAAGAUUUUGCGGAGAAGUUCCAAACUAGUUUUGAAGACAAGAUUCGUUUGUUGCACCAGAGAAUCUUGGUGACAGAACAGUUACACACUGAGAACAAAGAAAGCUAUAAGUUGACAAAGGAGAAGUACGAGAAAGAGAAUAGGGAAUUGGAAGUGAAGAUCACAUCUUAUGAAGAUGAGCUCAGGAAAACGAAGGAAAUCUCCGAAUUAGCAGAAUAUGCACUUAAUGGAUUGGAAUUGGUUGUUAGCAAGUUUGAGGAGGAAAAUGAUAACAUUUUGACACAUAUUUCCAAAAUGUCAAAUGAGAUUCAGUUUGCAAAGAGGUGGGUGACAGGGACAACUUGUGAGGUUAAAAGACUUAAGCACAAUCUGGAUUGCUUGGUGUCACAUCUGGAUGAUAAAGAAGAACAAGAGUUCUUGUUGAGGAACAAGGUUUGUAAGUUGGAGGCAAAGGUGAGCAAGGAAGGAGGGGAGAAGUUGAACUUGAUUCAAGCAAUUUCCCAACUUGAGAAAAAAGUGGGGAAAUAUGAGAGGCAGAUCAAAGACAAGGAUGAGAGGCUAUUGAGUCUUGGAGAUGAGAAGAGAGAGGCUAUAAGGCAAUUGUGUAUGUUGGUUGACUAUCAUCGCGGCCGGUUUGACCAUCUCAAACAAGUAGUCUCGAAGAUGGGGCUAAGAAGUGGGAGGACUAAUUAG
Molecule: messenger RNA, 1821 nt
Organism: Morus notabilis
Lineage: Eukaryota; Viridiplantae; Streptophyta; Magnoliopsida; Rosales; Moraceae
Product: COP1-interactive protein 1
Exons: 2
Coding region: 1-1821 (606 amino acids)
Molecular function (GO): actin binding
Source: RefSeq, a predicted model, not a curated record